Messenger RNA from Ilex paraguariensis (yerba mate), 1782 nucleotides. Lineage: Eukaryota; Viridiplantae; Streptophyta; Magnoliopsida; Aquifoliales; Aquifoliaceae. The record is from the annotation of a GenBank genome assembly.
AUGGCUUUCGGAAUGCAGCCAUAUGGGAUUCUGGGAAUGCUCAAGGAAGGGUACAAGCACCUGUCUGGGCUCGACGAAGCUGUUAUCAAGAACAUCGAAGCCUGCAAACAACUCUCCAUGAUCACCAGAACUUCUCUCGGUCCCAAUGGUAUGAAUAAAAUGGUUAUCAAUCAUCUGGACAAGCUUUUCGUAACAAAUGAUGCUGCCACUAUUGUGAAUGAACUUGAAGUUCAACACCCUGCUGCCAAGCUUUUGGUUUUGGCAGGCAAGGCGCAGCAGGCAGAAAUCGGUGAUGGAGCUAAUCUAACUGUUUCGUUUGCUGGGGAGCUUCUCCUAAAUGCUGAGGAGCUGAUUAGGAUGGGCCUGCAUCCUAGUGAGAUCAUCAUUGGCUACACAAAAGCGAUUAAUAAGACAAUCAGUAUCUUAGAUGAAUUGGUUGAGAAGGGUUCUGAAAAUAUGGAUGUGAGAAAUAAGGAUGAAGUUAUACUACGAAUGAAAGCUGCUGUUGCUAGUAAGCAAUUUGGACAGGAGGAUAUUCUGUGCCCUCUAAUUGCGGAGGCAUGCAUACAAGUGUGCCCCAAAAACCCAACAAACUUUAAUGUGGAUAAUGUCCGUGUUGCUAAGCUUUUGGGUGGAGGUUUACAUAAUUGUACAAUAGUCAGAGGUAUGGUCUUGAAAACUGAUGCUGUUGGGAGUACAAAGAGAAUAGAGAAGGCAAAGGUUGCUGUGUUUGCUGGGGGUGUUGAUACGUCUGCAACUGAGACAAAAGGAACUGUUCUUAUUCAUAGUGCUGAGCAGGUUGCUGUGUUUGCUGGGGGUGUUGAUACGUCUGCAACUGAGACAAAAGGAACUGUUCUUAUUCAUAGUGCUGAGCAGCUUGAAAAUUAUGCAAAAACUGAAGAAGCUAAAAUUGAAGAGCUCAUCAAGGCGGUUGCAGACUCUGGUGCAAAGGUUAUUGUUAGUGGAGGCGCUGUUGGAGAAAUGGCUUUGCAUUUCUGUGAACGUUACAAGCUCAUGGUUUUAAAAAUCAGCUCCAAAUUUGAACUCCGACGAUUUUGUCGUACGACUGGUGCAGUUGCUAUGUUGAAGAUUUGCCAACCAAACCCAGAUGAUCUUGGAUACGUGGAUUCGAUUUCAGUGGAGGAAAUUGGCGGUGUUAGGGUUACUGUUGUGAGAAACGAAGUUGGUGGAAACUCUGUCUCCACUAUCGUUCUACGCGGAAGUACUGAUAGUAUAUUGGAUGAUCUCGAAAGAGCUGUUGAUGAUGGUGUGAAUACCUACAAGGCAAUGUGUAGGGACAGUCGGAUUAUACCUGGGGCUGCAGCUGCUGAGAUUGAAUUGGCCAGAAGACUAAAGGAAUUUUCUUUCAAAGAGACAGGAUUGGAUCAGUAUGCAAUUGCAAAAUUUGCUGAAAGCUUCGAGAUGGUACCAAAAACCCUUUCUGAGAAUGCUGGUCUUAAUGCUAUGGAGAUCAUAUCAUCUUUAUAUGCUGAACAUGCAUCUGGAAACAUUAAAGUAGGCAUUGAUCUGGAGGAAGGUGCCUGCAAGGAUGUUGCUACCAUGAAUAUUUGGGACCUUUACAUCACCAAGUUUUUUGCUCUCAAAUAUGCUGCUGAUGCUGCUUGUACGGUGCUGCGGGUAGACCAGGAGGGGGAUUGGUUCUUUGCUCUCAAAUAUGCUGCUGAUGCUGCUUGUACGGUGCUGCGGGUAGACCAGAUCAUAAUGGCAAAACCGGCUGGUGGACCGAAGAGAGAUCAACCAGCAGGAAUGGAUGAGGACUAA